AUCCAAAGUGCACACACACACCGUGAACACACCCGGAGUUUGGUGCCUUGCUCACGGGCAAGUUGUGGCCGGCCCGAGACUCGAACCCACAACCUUCGGGUUACAAGUCAGACUCUCGAACCAUUAGGCCACGACUGCCCCAAAAUAUUUGGGACGACUUUGCAUAAUGUUAACAUUAACGGCCACAAUUAGCAUAUUGUUUAGCAUAUUUACUAAAUGAGCACUGUGCUACGUCCCAACUGACCUCACUGUAUAUUUUUGUAUAAUCAAUUUCUAUUCUGUUCUUAAGUGUCUUAAUUAAUUAAUUAAUUCAUAAUUAAAAAGAAAAUUUUAAACCUUUUUUUUAAUUCCUUUUUUUUAUUGUUGUGAUUAUUUUUCAUGAUAGUUUUACUUUCUUUAUUUAAAGCCCUUUGAAUUACCAUUGUGUAUGAAAGUAUACUAAAGUAUACUACAGUAUAAAUAAACUUGCCUUGCAGUGUAAUAGACUAGAUAAAAUGGAGAAAAGGAAAAUGGACAAAAGAUCAUUUUUCAGUGCACCUAAACGCCAAGCAAAGGAGACAGAAAUUUUUGAGGGACAGGGAGCAGGGUCAAUCAGAUGUACAGUGUCAGGUAAGUGUGUUAUGCUUUUAUUGAAGGGAUAAUGACAGUUUUUUUUGGGUGAACAAUUUCUUUAAUGUUUUUGGAGUUAUGGCUGUUCAGCAGGUGAACAUCACAGGGUCACCAAUUUACAGUAUGAUCUGUCAAUUUAUCAAGUGUAAUGUAAACAAGUUAGUUAUUAUGAGUAUGGAAAACAUCUUUUCCUGCAUUUUUUCUGCUUCAGGAGUCAGUCUGUUCUGAGACAGUGAGAGUAGAGGAAGGGGCAGAUUCAGAACCAGGGAGGGAGCCGGAGACAGCAGAACAAAGAUGAUAUUGCUAGCACCAGCACAGGGAGCACAGUUUUUCGUUUAGAUCUCAGUGCCUGCACAAAGCCGUACCAGCCACCUCCCCAGUGUAUCGAAAAACAAAUAUUUUCAAAUAAGUCAUUGACAUUUCAAGAGAAAUGGUAUCAAGACUUUCCAUGGCUACAUUACAGUCCAUCAGUGAAAGGGGUCUUAUGUUUUUACUGCAGCAAAGGUGUUUCAAACCAGUCCUCUUUAGGUCAUAGACCUGAUACUGCUUUCGUUAGUACAGGCUUUAGAAAUUGGAAGAAAGUCAUCGAAAAAUUUACAUCACACCAGACCUCUCAAGCCCACCAACAUUAUGUGACUGUCACUGCACCUCAGCCAAACCCAAUUAGCACCCUCAGCCAAACCCAAUUAGCGCCCAGUUAUCUAGUGCAUGGCAUAAACAGCAGGAGGUGGCAAGACAUUGCUUGAGGAAAAUUGUUAGCUCCGUGCGGCAUGUGGCAAGGCAAGGACAAUCUUUAAGAGGCCAUACUGAAGAAAGUGGGAAUCUGUAUCAGCUCAUAAAACUUAGGGCAGAAGAGGAUGAUCCAGUUUUAUUGAAAUGGUUAACAGAUCGUGCCACUGCAUAUGUAAGCCCUAAAUCUCAGAAUGAAAUACUGAACAUUAUAGCCAAUACAAUAAUCCGAGGGAAUGCAAGUGAGAUAAGGUCUCCAGCCCUUGUUCAGUUUUCUGUAAUAGUUGAUGGCACCCAGGAUAUUUCUGGUAUUGAGCAGGAAAGUGUCUGUCUGCGCUAUGUGGACCAUGACCUUAUGCCACACGAGGAGUUUAUUGAGUUGUACAGCUUAUCAGAGACAACAGGCCAUUUCCAAAAUGGUUACUGAUGUGUUGUUGAGGCUUAAUCUGCCAAUGUCUGCUUUACGUGGGCAAAGUUAUGAUGGUGGCUCCAACAUGGCAGGAAAGUACAGUGGUGCACAGGCAGUAGUGAGGGAGCAGCAGCCAUUAGCCCCUUUAUGUGCAUUGUGGGGCACAUUGUGUCAAUUUAAUCAUACAGGCUGGCUGCUCGGUCUCCCCAAUGAUCCGGGACUGCCUUUCUUUGGUCCAUCAGUUGGGCAUCCUUUUCAACCAGUCAGGAAAAUUUAAGAGAAUCUGCAAACCUCUGAAAAUGAACCCAUCACCACACUGAAACCUCUAUGUCCAACCAGGUGGACUGUGCGUAAUUCUGCUAUAAUAGCUGUGCUAGGGCAGUAUGAGUGGGUCCUUGUUAGUCUAGAAGAUAUGGCAAAAAGUGCAUCUAGGACAGCUUCAACUGCCAGUGGCUUAUUUGAGCACUUUAGUAAAGGUAAGACUGUGUUGGGUCUUACACUUGCUUCUGCUGUUGUUGGAGAACUUGAGUGUCUAAACAUUUCACUGCAAAAGAAGACCCAGACUGUCUCUGGUAUGCAGGAUGCAGUAGAUUGUGUACGAUCCUACCUGCAGGGAAAGAGAAAUGACAAGAGCUACCUUGAAUUGUUCGAGAAAGCUACAUCAUUGGUAAACUCCAUCAAAUUAGUUGACCCUAUUGAGACAGCAAAUUCAAGGCGUUUGGUUGCUGGCAAAGCAGUGGACCAUUACAGGGCAGAGUUCUUCAAAGUAUUGGAUUGUGUGGAGGUUCAGUUUGGUGAACGUUUCAACCAAGAUAGUCUCAAGUCUCUGCGAAGCUUAGAGAAUGUGCUUUUGACUGGAUUGUUAACUGAUUCAGUAGAUAAGUACCCAGAGUUGCACAGAGGUACUCUUGCAGUACAGUUGUCUCUCUUUCACCAGAAAUUCUCCUGUAGCAGCAGUAGAGAGGCAGCAGAGGUCCUAAGGGGAAUGCCAGUGAAGGUGCGUGGGUUGUUUGACCAAGUUGAGGUCCUUGUCAGAAUUUUGUUGGUGGUUCCAGUGUCUUCAUGUGAAGCUGAGAGGAGCUUCAGUGCAUUGCGGAGACUAAAGACGUGGCUAAGGGCUACUAUGGGCCAAGACAGACUUAACAGUCUGGUAGUCUGCAAUGUGCACAAAGACAAGCUCGACAACCUUAACAUAAACAACAUAUGCCAAGAGUUUGUGGGGCCCAGUGAUACCAGGAAAUACAAAUUUGGUACUUUUGUUUAGCGUCCAUUCAUUAAUGUAAGUUUGCUUUAAAUUGCAGAUGUUUGUUGUUGUUGUUGUUUUUAUACAUAGAGCAGUUACUGUUAAUUGAUUAUUUAAUAAUUA
This is a messenger RNA of Tachysurus fulvidraco (yellow catfish), 3113 nucleotides long. RefSeq lists its product as uncharacterized. The coding region runs from base 2160 to 3011 and encodes 283 amino acids. NCBI's taxonomy places the organism in Eukaryota, Metazoa, Chordata, Actinopteri, Siluriformes, Bagridae. The record is from RefSeq and is a predicted model, not a curated record. Gene Ontology annotation, molecular function: protein dimerization activity. The transcript has 2 exons.